Messenger RNA from Lacerta agilis (Sand lizard), 2591 nucleotides. It is a transcript of the gene RAB21, whose product is annotated as RAB21, member RAS oncogene family. The transcript is spliced from 7 exons. Lineage: Eukaryota; Metazoa; Chordata; Lepidosauria; Squamata; Lacertidae. Gene Ontology annotation, molecular function: GTPase activity; GTP binding. The record is from RefSeq and is a predicted model, not a curated record. The coding region runs from base 214 to 897 and encodes 227 amino acids. Gene Ontology annotation, biological process: Rab protein signal transduction.
AGAAGACGCCAUUAGAGGGAGGCAGGCUGAGGCGCCCCCCCCCCCUCCGGUAACCGGGAAGUGGGUGUCUCUUUCCUCCGGUGUCCCCGUCUCCUUCUGCGCGGGGCCUCCCUUCCCUUCGCCGCUUCCCUCCGGCGCCACGCCACCCCCCUGCCAGGAGAGGAGCGGGGCUGCGGAUGUGAGGCCGCGGCGUCGGCGGCCACUUCGCUGCGGAUGGCGGCGUCGGCGGCGACCUCUGGCGCGGGAGGCGGCGCUGCCGGCGGCGGGAGAAGCUUUUCCUUCAAGGUAGUCUUGCUGGGCGAAGGCUGCGUGGGGAAGACCUCGCUGGUCCUCCGCUACUGCGAGAACAAGUUCAAUGACAAGCACAUCACCACCCUACAGGCAUCUUUUCUAACAAAGAAGCUAAAUAUUGGAGGGAAAAGAGUAAACCUUGCAAUAUGGGAUACAGCAGGGCAAGAAAGAUUUCAUGCACUGGGUCCUAUUUACUACAGAGACUCUAAUGGAGCUAUUUUAGUGUAUGAUAUAACAGAUGAAGACUCUUUCCAGAAGGUAAAAAAUUGGGUCAAAGAAUUAAGAAAAAUGUUGGGAAAUGAAAUUUGUCUAUGCAUAGUUGGUAACAAAAUAGAUUUGGACAAGGAAAGGCAUGUCUCUAUUCAAGAAGCAGAAACGUAUGCAGAAUCAGUGGGAGCAAAACACUAUCACACAUCAGCCAAACAGAACAAAGGCAUAGAAGAACUCUUUCUUGACCUGUGUAAAAGAAUGAUAGAAACAGCGCAAGUCGAUGAGAGAGCACGAGGCAAUGGUUCCAGUCAGUCAGGAACUGGAAGGCGGGGAGUACAGAUAAUUGAUGAUGAACCAGCAGCUCAGACCAGUGGAGGCUGCUGCUCAUCUGGAUAAUUGUAUAAGACUGUGUAUCUUGCCCCUUAGUGAAGACUGCCGUAUUCAAAGUCUCAUUCUUUAUCAGUGGAGAAUUGGAAUUAACAGUAUUCAAAAUCAUUUCUAACAAUUCAGUACCAUUAAGUGCUAAACUAGUGGAGUAUGUGACCAGAGAAUUGGCAUUUUCUACAAUGGUUAACAAAGCAAACCAAUGGCCUUUUUACAUAGUUCUUCAAUAAUGAAUAAUAAUGCAUGUGGGAAAGACUUAUGGCUUCAUUUAUAUUUUAAAUGAGAUCAUUAUUUAAUAACUUAUAUACACUAUUGGAAUGAGACAUUUUUUUGCAGCCCUUUGUAUUUUGUGGUAGAUUGAACUGUUAUCACUUCAAAAUUGCAAAUUGAUUUCUUUUUAAUUAGCAGAUACUGAAUACUAUUUUUGCAGGGUUGGUGUCAACCUAUAACUGUGUUGACUACUUUGAUAUAUUCAUUCUGUACUCCAUGCUGGUAAAAAUAAAUUGUAAAUUACAUAUUAAAUAUUUUAUCUGCUUUUACAAGUGCAGGUGCAGAAAUAUGUACAUUAGUCUUGUCAGUGAUUGUGAAGUGAGUAACAGCUGGUGAAAAAGAAACAAAUUCAUUAUUAACUGCUCACUUUUAUCCUUGCUAGGUUAUGUCCAUUAUUUUUGCUUGCUCUGAAUUUCACAUAUUUUGGGAGAAACUUUCUGGCAAGUAAAGGUCUCUAUAACACAUAAGGUCUAAACAUCUAGUUGGAAUGUUGUGAAUUGCUUCUACACUUGUUUCUUCUAACAGAAGUUUGACAUGCCUGAAAUAUUGAACUGCUUUAUAGCUGCUUUUGUCACACAAGAAUUGAAUCUUACAAACUUGGCUGCUUCCAUCUGAUAAUCACUAAGCAAGACCUGACCACGAAACAUCUGUUCUUUUAUCCUUGCUUCUUCCUGUCAAGCUUUUCUUCCAGUUAAAGAAAUGAAAAUAAGUGAAAAAUAACUUGGCUGCAACAGUUGUCUUUGGGUUGUUUUUUUAAUAGGCCAUUCAGAUUGGAAGGAACACAAUGUGUUUUGUAUCAGCUUUGUUGAAAUCCACUUGGUUUUACAAAUAAGAAUAUAGAAAGUAUCUUCUGAAGGAACAGAGAUUUGGAAAAUAACCUGGAACUGUUCUUGUAUUGGAACUAGAAGAGUAAAGCUAAAGUAGAAUGCUAAGGGAAAUUUCACUGAAGGUGUUAUUUGGUAAAUGGGUAUAUGUUGGUGUGGAAAUGGAGUACAUGGUUUAGCCUUAGAAAACGGGCUUGUGUGAUCCUCAUACUAAUGUCACGUGGUGCUUUGAAUUUUCAGUAGUGCAGUGAUCGAUAUUCACGUUCAAACCUAAAAAUAAAGGUGCACUGAGAACUUGAUACCAACCUUAUUAACUUCACUCUCCCAAACCUGGCACAUAAGCUUUAAGGGUAAUAGUCUUCUAAAACAUUGCAUGGAUUUAUUAUCUUUCACAAGUUGUAUGAAAAUCAGGUGAGGCUUAUGAGAAGAAACUAGCUGCCACACAUGGCUAUAAUCUAUUUAAUAUGUACAUUGUGCUCUGUACCCUUGACCUUAAUUGUAAGUUAGAUGAUCUGUUAAAGUGCAUCUGUUUAGUUUGGUUACUGUGACUUAAACCAUGUGCUGCUGUAAGCUACUCUAUAUUCAUUAAAUAUUCAUAUUUAGUACCUUUUA